AUGGACAAAUUCAUCAUCAAAGUCGCCGCUCUUCGACAGUGCUCAGGAUCGGGAAGACGCAACUACGACUCCAACUUCGCAUUCGCACCAUCGCAUCGCAUCGCAUCGCAUUUCCCCAGUAUCCAACCUCCAAGACCCCCCAUCAUCAAGGGUACCCACCACGCCGAGAGAAUUCAACACAACAGUUGGCCGUCCGCUUCGUCCCUCUUCACCCGAACCAAGAUCAUCACGAUCAGCACUGCCUCACCCCCCAGCCAUCUCUGUACGGAUACGAGUACGAGUACUCAACCCCCUCGUCAUAUUCCCAUUUUCCCUACGAUUCACAUCCCAAGCCGUUCACAACCGCACCACGACAUCAAUCAAAGGUUCAAAUUACGCUCACCACCUCCAAAGAAGCAAAAGCAGAAGCAGAAGCAGAAGCAGAAGAAGAAGAAGAAAGAAACCAACCCAAGACCCACCCACCCUUCGAAACCCAAACCCAACAGCACCACGUAA
Messenger RNA from Guyanagaster necrorhizus, 495 nucleotides. RefSeq lists its product as uncharacterized. Bases 1 to 495 code for a protein of 164 amino acids. The transcript has 4 exons. NCBI's taxonomy places the organism in Eukaryota, Fungi, Basidiomycota, Agaricomycetes, Agaricales, Physalacriaceae. The record is from RefSeq and is a predicted model, not a curated record.